AUGGAGGAGGCGGCGGGCUCUGAGGCGUCCUUCUGCCUGCAGAGUAUCCUUCCUCCUCCGGAGUAUUUUCCUUCUCCUUUUCCUCCUCCUCAGUAUUUUCUUCCUCCUCGUCUGAGGCGGGCGGCUGGGGGGGGCGGGGCGCCCCGGGGUCCCGCCGGCUCCCCGCCUCAGGGGGCGAGCGGCGUGCGGGGGCCGUCUCCUCAGCGCUCCUGCUCUCCUCCCUGUGUGCUUAUCCUCCCCAGGCGGGGGGACCCCGGGGGCUGCCUCGGGGGCAGCUUUUUUUGGGUGGGGGGAGCUGGGGUCGGGCAGGGCGAGGGCCCCGUGCAGCCCUGCCUGUGGCGCUGGCUGCUCGCUGGGAGCCGGGGCAGGACCGUCCCAGCGGGAGACCGGCGGGUUGCCAAGUUGUUUCACAGACUUUGGAACUCAUCACUUGCAUCAGCUGUUUCAGACUUAACAAAAUCUGCAGAAUUAACCAUAAUGGACGACUCUAAAGAUGAUUAUCAGUAUGAAGAGAUUCCAGCAGAUGAUGAAUUUAGUCUUCAGGAAGAUGAUGAGGAUCUGUCAAAGGCUUUGCAGACUAUUCAAGAGCAGGCUGAAGAUGCCCAAAUUUUAGCUUUGCAGUCAGUUCUGACUUCUGAGAAAUCAGUGUCUGAAAUACCUGAAGCAAUGGAUGAUUUCUUCUGCAAUUUCCUGGUCAGAUUGGGAAUGUCCAGAACUCUUGACUGCUUCCAGACUGAAUGGUAUGAACUUGUACAGAGAGGUAUGUUCACAGCCAAAGAUAUUGGAUUGGUUCCAACUGUGUAUACCCGCAACCAGCAACUUGAGGCUGAGAAUAUGCGUUUGAGGAAAGAUUUGGAAAACUAUAAACUUGCUGCAAAGUAUGUUGUUUGGUCUUAA
Molecule: messenger RNA, 897 nt
Organism: Haliaeetus leucocephalus (bald eagle)
Lineage: Eukaryota; Metazoa; Chordata; Aves; Accipitriformes; Accipitridae
Gene: SPAG16
Product: sperm associated antigen 16
Exons: 6
Coding region: 1-897 (298 amino acids)
Biological process (GO): axoneme assembly
Cellular component (GO): axonemal central apparatus
Source: RefSeq, a predicted model, not a curated record